UGUCAUUUGUGCUGUCAGCACAGCUGAUCCGCGCUCAGUUCUCGUCAUUUCAGCAGAUUCGUCUUCCUCUUUCUCAUCACUCUCUUACUUCUUCUUAUUGUCAUUCGUUGCAUUCGUUGCAUUCGUUGCAUUCGUUGCAUUCAUCUCACUCUCAAGUGCGUGUACCUGUUGCCUCUCCUGUCUUCCGUACUUUCACCCUUUCGGCUGUACACAAUCCACCGCUCUCUGCCACUUGUCCGCAUUUGUUUCUUAUUAAUAAGCAGUCGCUACAUCAUCCACUUCAUCAUCAUUAUCGCCUUUCUUUUGCUCCUUCUUCUUCUUCUUCUUCUUCUUCUUUACUUUCUUCUAUCUCUUCCCCUCAAAUCCAUCACUCUACUUCAAGCGAUUGCUCGGCCCCUUUAUUAUUCAUCAGAUACUAUUCUUCAAAAGGACCUGUCAAUCGAUUCAUCAUGUCUAAUCAAUCUUCCCACGAUGUCUUUGAAGCUGCAGCCUCGGGUGAUUUGGAGAUGAUCAAGGGUCUAGGGCGGAUCCAUCUCGAAGCCAAGAAUGACCGUGGUUGGACUCCAGUAGCUAUCGUUUCCGUCCUUCAUCUUUCCUCCUUCUUCCUUUCUCCCUCUUUCCUCUUUCCUCUUUCAUCCUUCCUCCUUCAUUCUUCUUUCUCCUUCUAUUGACAAAGCUUUUGCCUUUGCCUUUGCCUUUGCCUUUGCGUUUUUCUUUCUAAUCAAUUGGGUCCUCCAUCAUUUACAAUUACUUGUUUCUGCUACUUUUGAAUAAACUUUGGAUCAAC
Molecule: messenger RNA, 787 nt
Organism: Lobosporangium transversale
Lineage: Eukaryota; Fungi; Mortierellomycota; Mortierellomycetes; Mortierellales; Mortierellaceae
Exons: 1
Coding region: 450-671 (73 amino acids)
Source: RefSeq, a predicted model, not a curated record